Molecule: messenger RNA, 1722 nt
Organism: Ramularia collo-cygni
Lineage: Eukaryota; Fungi; Ascomycota; Dothideomycetes; Mycosphaerellales; Mycosphaerellaceae
Product: related to phospholipase C
Exons: 5
Coding region: 1-1722 (573 amino acids)
Biological process (GO): phosphatidylinositol-mediated signaling; lipid metabolic process
Molecular function (GO): phosphatidylinositol-4,5-bisphosphate phospholipase C activity
Source: RefSeq, a predicted model, not a curated record
AUGGCCGAGCAGACGACUCACGGACUCUCGCCCACCAUCAUCAAGCACGCCAAGCUCAUAUUCGAUGAACACAAAAGCAACGAUGGCAGCUUUGAUGAGUUUUUGACACAUCUUGCCAAACCCGAGAGCUCCGCUUCUCUGCCUAUUGCAAAUGAUACAACUCAUCCACUCAGUUCCUACUUCAUCUCCAGCUCGCACAACACGUAUCUUUCCGGGAACSAGCUUUGGGGCAAGUCAAGUGGAGAUGCGUACAAGGAUGUGCUCAAACGAGGAUGUAGAUGUAUCGAAAUCGACCUCUGGGACGGUGACUCGCCCUCCAGCUCCGAAGCCGAGGAUGGUAUGAGUUCGGAAGACGGUGAAGUCGGAAAAUUGGCUGGCAGGCUCAAAAGUAAGCUGGGCCGCUUGCGUUCACGUUCCAAUCCGGACAAGGACAAGACUGGACACGCAGAUCCACCGGCAAAGGAAGAUCAACAAGCGCCCAUGCCAUGGCGGAACACUUCUGGUMGCUCCGAACCCGCCGUAUACCACGGCUAUACCGCCACGAGUGAAUUGCCAUUCCGAAAGGUGUGCGAGGUCGUUCGUGAUUAUGCAUUCAAGAACACCGACCUCCCGCUCAUCGUCUCACUGGAAGUUCAUUGCGGCACUUCCCAGCAAGAAAUAGUGGUCGAGCUCAUGAACGACUAUUGGGGAAGUCUUCUCCAGCGUCUUCCAGACGACUUUUCUGACCAAACGCCAUUGCCACCGUUGGAAGAAAUGAGGAAGAAGAUAUUAGUCAAGGUCAAGUACUCUCCUCCCGGCAAGACCAAAGAUGCAAAGGGUGACAACACCGCACCGAGAUCCUCCGAGGAUCAAGAAUCACCUGGAGAAGAUGAUGCUGUCAAAAAGGGCAAGAUCCUGCAAAGCUUGAGUUCAAUGGGCGUGUUCACUCGUGCUUUUCACUUUGACAACUUCAGCCAGCCAGAGGCAAAGAUUCCAACUCACGUGUUUUCACUGUCAGAGACAAAGCUGCUCGACGUCUGCGAAGAGUCACCAGAGAGCAUAUUCGCACACAAUCUCAGACAUUUCAUGAGAGCGUAUCCGAAAGGUACUCGAUUAAGUUCGUCCAAUCUUGACCCAGCGCCAUUCUGGCGCUUUGGCAUUCAGAUGGUCGCCCUCAACUUCCAGAAGAUCAAUGCCGCCAUGAUGCUGAAUACCGCUCAAUUUGAGGGCACCGGAGGUUGGACGCUGAAGCCAGUUGGCUAUCUUCCAACGCAAGGCAAGCUACCAAAGGCGAAGAGGGCCACCCUCAACCUGACCGUCAAACUUCUCGCCGCACAAGGAUUGGGCUUGGAUGACGACAUACCCAACGUCUUCGUCAAGUGUGAGCUGCACGUUGAGAGCAAGGCAGAAAUUGAGCAGCACCGAAUUCCGAAAGAUGGCCAGAACAAGGGCGGCGAGCGGAAACUACGCUCUGCUGUGCGCCAUUCACGCGACCCAGAUUUUGGCGGCGAAACACUGGACUUCAAAGGCGUGCAACACGUCUGUCCAGAACUGAGCUUUGUGAGAAUCAAGGUCAUGGAUGAUCAGUCAUAUCAAAAGGAUCGCAUGCUUGGCUGGGCAUGCUGGAGACUCGACAGACUGCCACAAGGCCUAUUGUUGGUCCACCUACGAGGCGACGAUUCGAAGUUGACGGGCGGCAAACUACUACUGGAGGUUCGCGCAAGCACGAUAAUAUCCAGCUGA